UUCGGUACGGUCGCAGUUUGAUGAAAAAAUCACGAUAUUUCUCAUCAAUAAAUUGAAUAUCUAUUGUCAAUGUAAUCAUAGUGUUAAAUAUCGUAAAAAAUAUACUUUUUAUAUGCUAAAAUAUUGCAAUAUCGACGCAUUUUCGGUCAAUGUAACAAAAAAAACAAGUUUGGAUAGUGGAAAGCCACUAUUGACACAAAGAUGGUUAAAAGCAAUAAAUGGAAUCUUAUCCGGCUAAAGCAGGACAGAGUGUUUUUUUUAAAUGUAGGUAAGUCGACAAUCGGCCGAAAUAAAGAAGCGGAUGUUUGCACACCGUCUAAUAUAUGCAGUCGCAAUCAUUGUUUUAUCACACUUGAUGCAAUAAAUGACUGUGUUACACUUAUCAAUCAGUCGACAAACGGUACAUAUGUAAAUGAUGCUCUAAUUGAAACCGAACCACGUAGUUUGAAACACGGAGAUAUCAUCGGAAUUGGAUGUACAGAAUCAAUUUUUGAGGUUGAACCAAAGGAAAAGUGGAGCGGUUACUAUAUAUACAAACUUGUUAACAAUACAUUAAGAGAGAACGGCAGCGAUAAUGUAAUUAAUUUAAUAAGCGACGAUGAGGAAGAUGUUCAACCGCAAAUUCCAAAUGAAAAUCAGGCUGCCCAAAGAGUUGAAAACCAAGUUGACAACGAAGACAAUGAAGUCAAUGAAGUCAACGAUGACAAUGAUGACAACGAUAUUAUUUAUUCGCAGCAAGUUAUGUUGGAAAUAAAAAAAGAGGUGAAUAACACCGAUGAAAUCGAUGAUGAUUAUUCGAUUUUAAUUGAUAGCGAUGACUCGGAUGAUGGUAAUGAGAGCUGGUCACAUAGAUUAUCGCAAAAUCAAGAUUUUGUUAUUAAAAAAGUAACGGAACAGCAACAAAAUAAUAAGCGAAAAUCGGUCAAAGAAAUCGAACCCAUUCCAUUGUUAGCAGCAAAAAGAUGCCGAAAAAACUCAUUGCCAGCAACUGCCAAACAAAUUUUAUGCCCAGUGGAAACAAUGCCAAGAGCACGUAAUGACUUAUAUGAUCAGCCAUCAACGUCAGAUGGAAGGACCAGAAGAAAUGAUGAUGAUAAUGCGAAAUCGAUUAAAGAGAAUGAAAAACCAAAACCAUUUGUCGAUAAAUUUGAUCCAUUUGUUGCCAAACAAAAGGUAGACGAAGCUAAAAAAAAUUUCGACGAAGCUCUCAAACAAGUAGCAACUUCAUCGACGAAGAAACGUAUUGCACACAAACCAAAAAUCCAUCCAAAAAAUGGUCAACUCGUUUCAAUAUUAAAAAAAACAGUGCGCGAAGAAGGAAAGAGUGGAAGAAGGGGCCGUAGAGUACAAUUCGCGAAUGGAUCGCCGACAAUUCGUGAAUACACACCGGAUAGAGAUGAUAUUGGUGAAAUUAUUGCAUCACCUGUCAAAUCAAUGCAAGCACAUGGAAUGGAUAGUUUAAGCAGCUUUCAAAACGAUCCUCUGCAUAAUAUCAUCACAGACGUCACAGAAUGGAGAACCGACUGGAUAUCACAGAGAAAUACUACGCCACCAAUAAACGGUGUUAAUUUUGUUGUAGCACCUUUAUCUCUUAGCUACCCGAAUUUCGAAUCAUACAAAAACACCCUUACGCCGCUUCUCAAACAUGAGCUGUGGUCAUCGAUUCAAGCUGAGAAUCGUCAUCAAAACCGACUAGAAGCAGUUAUCAAUGCAAUGAGUCUUGCCAAAAGGGCCAACCGAAAUCGAUAUGUAUUCCAUGUUCAGCUUGUCGGUGAAGGCUCAAACGCCACAUCAAAUACGGGUGAUUUCGUUUGUGUUGAAACAAAUAAUCAUCCCAAUUUUUUUGCCUAUGUCACAAAUAGUCGUUCAACAGUCUCAGGCUACUCAAAGACAACUUAUCUCACACUGGAGGCAUCUGAAGCGGUAUCCAAAUUAAAGCACGGCGAAUCAACUACAAUAUACAUAAAACCAAUCGCUAAUAUUCGAACCGAGUUAAAGUUGUUCAAUGCAAUUUUUUACUUGAAUCAAACACCAUUUAAAAAUCUUAUUCUCAAUCCAAAGUUAUACAAACCACCAACAAUUCCGAAUAAUAUUACGAAAGAAUUUUCAUAUUCAGGCUAUGAUGUAUUGAACAAGGAACAAUUGCAUAUUAUGAAAUCUAUAUACAAUAAGUGUAUGAGUAAACAUCCAACUUUAUCAUUGAUUGAAGGACCGCCCGGCACAGGUAAAACCAGGGUCAUUGUAUCAAUUAUUCUGCAACUUCUUUACGGCAAAGACAUGACAAGAAAAUUACGAGUCUUAGUUUUGACAUCCAGUAAUGCUGCCGUCGACAUCAUAGCCAGAAGAUUGCUAUAUAUUCGUGAUAAAAUGAACGACAAAAUUGAGAAACAAAGAAUUCUGAAUGUAGUUCGAUUCGGUGUUCUGAAUAGCAUGCAUCCGGACGUACGAAGAAUUGCACCACAAAAUCUAGUCGCAACACCAACAUCACCACGUAAUCCCGAAAUGAAGAAGCUCCACGCUGACAAAAAGAAGCUUCUAGAGGAUAAUGAUUCGUUGAGAAAAAGUCAACACAUUGCUGACAAAGAAAAGAUUAAAGACAACGAAAAACGCAUAAAAUCGAUAGACGCUGCAUUGGAAAAGAUGGGCAAUUCAUCCAUAUUUGAGUAUGAUAACAUUAGGGAUGUUAUGACAAACGCUAGAGUUGUUUGUUCUACACUCAGUAGCUGCAUCAAUUUAAAACAGUACAUUGCAAAGUUCGACGUAUGUUUUAUUGAUGAAGCGUCUCAGUGCACUGAACCGUGGACAUUGGUUCCAUUACAGUACGCUGUGUCAUCGUUUAUUUUAAUUGGAGAUUCAAAUCAACUGAAUCCAGUGGUUUUGUCAAACGUGUGUCGAUCUAAUAGCUUAGAUCGAUCGUUGUUUGCACGAUUAUAUGAUACAUUUGGAAGUAGCAGUUCGAGAUCACUAAUCACAUACACGAUGACAACUCAAUAUCGAAUGCAUCCGGAAAUUUGUAAAUUCCCAAAUACUUUCUACAAAAAUCGAUUGAUUUCGGCCGGAAAUACAAAAGAACCCUUUGAUCUUCAGCCCUACUCUGUAUUCAGUUUAAAUUAUUUGCAGUCAAAUAGUGAUAUGAUCAAUUAUUAUAAUUCAGAAGAAGCCACUUUUAUUAUUGAUAUGUUAAAAGUGAUGGUCAAACAUGCUGAUCCAAAGAAAUAUACAUAUGGCAUAAUUACGCCUUAUGCACAACAGAGAUCGGAAAUUCAAAGAAAAAUGGGAACAUCACAGACGCUUGCCGGUUUCAAUAUUCAAGUAAACACAAUCGACUCUUAUCAAGGCCAAGAACGGGACAUUAUAAUACUGUGUACUACACGAACGACUGGCAUUGGAUUUUUGGCAAAUUUGCAACGUUUGAAUGUGGCUUUGACGCGUGCCAAAAAAUGUUUGGUGAUCUGCGGAAAUUUUACCUCAAUAUCGCAUACCAAUGUAUGGAAACAUCUUUUAGCAGAUGCAAAAGAUCGACACAAAUUCCACAAUAUCCCAUCAAAAUAUGAUUUUCAGCAAAUUGCUGAUUUGUUAGUAAAAAAGUAAAUGAAUCUAUCUGGUGAAUGAAAUUAUGUCAAAAUUGAUAUUUUUUUUAAAUAUUUGAAAUAAGUAUUGAAGCAACCUGUAACAAUAGUGAAUAAAAGCGAUAUUUUAGCAUAUUUUUUUACCUGAAAA
Messenger RNA from Contarinia nasturtii (swede midge), 3720 nucleotides. RefSeq lists its product as uncharacterized. Gene Ontology annotation, molecular function: transcription termination site sequence-specific DNA binding; protein binding; helicase activity. Gene Ontology annotation, cellular component: nuclear body. Bases 202 to 3591 code for a protein of 1129 amino acids. The transcript is spliced from 16 exons. The record is from RefSeq and is a predicted model, not a curated record. Gene Ontology annotation, biological process: termination of RNA polymerase II transcription. Lineage: Eukaryota; Metazoa; Arthropoda; Insecta; Diptera; Cecidomyiidae.